AUGGACCCCUCCUCCACAAAGGCUGUGCUGGGAAAGGACCAGAGACGAACGCUGCUCUGCAGAAAGCAUGUGGCAGAGGCAGGGAAAUUUGGGACAGUGAGGGAGAAGCAGAGGGCCAGGGUCUCCUGGGCCGCAGUGACGCUGCUGCUGCUGCUGCUACUGCUGCCGCCCGCGCUGCUGUCGCCAGGAGCGGCCGCACAACCCCUGCCCGACUGCUGUCGCCAGAAGACGUGCUCCUGCCGCCUCUACGAGCUGCUCCACGGUGCUGGCAAUCAUGCUGCUGGCAUCCUCACGCUGGGCAAGCGGAGACCCGGCCCUCCGGGGCUCCAGGGUCGUCUGCAGCGCCUCCUGCAAGCCAAUGGCAACCAUGCGGCGGGGAUACUGACCAUGGGCCGCCGCUCAAGCACAGAACCAGCGCCUGGGGGAGCUUCUGGUAUCUAAACGCCUUUUGGGGUACCUUUCUCAGCCCUCUCCCCUCUGUUCAUCUGCAGAAAAGCAGUAAUAAAGAGGAGCUUCUUCCUGU
This is a messenger RNA of Suncus etruscus (white-toothed pygmy shrew), 523 nucleotides long. RefSeq names its product hypocretin neuropeptide precursor (gene HCRT). The record is from RefSeq and is a predicted model, not a curated record. Gene Ontology annotation, biological process: neuropeptide signaling pathway; feeding behavior. NCBI's taxonomy places the organism in Eukaryota, Metazoa, Chordata, Mammalia, Eulipotyphla, Soricidae. The transcript is spliced from 3 exons. Bases 1 to 441 code for a protein of 146 amino acids.